Molecule: messenger RNA, 8269 nt
Organism: Pocillopora meandrina
Lineage: Eukaryota; Metazoa; Cnidaria; Anthozoa; Scleractinia; Pocilloporidae
Source: the annotation of a GenBank genome assembly
CGAGAACGAACGUCAUAAUCAGAAGAACUAACAAGGUUUUGGACGCAGAGUUCAAAUCCACGAGUAUCUCUAGCAUACUGCCGAGGUCAAAUGGCUGGAUUACAGCUUCUGACAGCAUUUCUCUUGGCAGUCGUUUCUACUGUGCAAGGUAAACUUCCAUACGAGUCGACAGCCUUACAGAAGUGUCCGUGAAAUUUUACAUUUGCCUAUUGAAUUUUUAGAACUAAAGCUAUCACACCCUGUGAUUUCCAUACAUUUUACACGCGACUGCAGAUCUGUUCAGCUGUGCGUCUGUUCCAUGAAUCGAUAAAAAUUUUUGGAAGUAGUUUUUUCCUGAGAAGAACAAGUAUGGAAAUUUACUGAGGAAAGAAGCAAGCGCUGUUACAUGUUUUUGUGCACUGGAAAGCGCUUGCGAGCAUGCAGAAAAACGUUUUAGGUUUUUUUAACAUGUUAGUUGCGGGUUUCAAAAAAAAAUUCGCGAAAAGGUGUUCAAAAUUAUGAAAUACAAUGCGAUACACAUGAGAAAACUGGUUCUAAAAUUUCGUUGUAAGUAAUCGCUUUGAGUUAAAGGUAGAAUUUAAUAAAUAUUUAAUGAAUCAGUCUUGCUGUUUAUAAAAUAGAAACAAUUGUUACGCACAGGUUAGAACGGAUAUAUGUUAAGCACAUGUUUUUUAUUCGCACGAUUUUAUUCCACGAGAUAGCUUUCUCUCUUAAAAACGUAUGGGCUUACUGAAGUGAGAUCACUUUGAAAUUACGGUAUCAAAUAUGUAUAUUCGGCUUACCUUUGAUGACAGAAUUAUUUGGGACUGAAUUUCGACUGAAUCAUUUGGGACUGAAAGUUUUGCAUAAUUCUUUUUCCGUAAGAGCUCAUUAAAGCAAGAUCACUCGUUUAAAAUAUUGUAAAGUUUACAAGACAAAGAAUAAUUUGUGGAAACUAAAAAUGUCUCUUAAUAAAAUUGAAAGAAAGAAAAUUUGCAGGGCUAUGAAUUCUUCAACAAGCUAUGGACAUGGCUAGUGUCAGACGAUUAUGCCGGCAUAAUUUUUAGGCAUAAUGCUAUAGUUUAGAGCAUCGAAAAUAAUGUGUUUACUCAAUUAAAUGCCACCCUCAAAUAAAUGCCGCCCUCAAAUAAAUGCCGCCCUCAAAUAAAUGCCACCCUCAAAUAAAUGCCGCCCUCAAAUAAAUGCCGCAUUUAAGAGCAGAAGUAUUAAUAAGCGCCACCCUCAAAUAAACGCCUCAUUAUGAUGCAGCAUUUACUCAAAUAUUAGAUUAAAAUAGCACACAGCCGUGGAUGCUUCAACCACAGUUGGAAACUUUGAGGGAGCCAGACACAAAUCCUUUUGAACGUAUCAGUUCUGCGGUCCAACAUAUAAUCUUUAUUUACUUAUGUAUUGCAGUAGUAUUAAUGUGCAAAUUGUGAAAUUGAGAAUGAUAUAAAAAAUGACUUUUUAGAUGAGAAAAUAGGUUUCUUUUUUUUUUUAACUCAGAUAGUAAGUUGCUAGACUAUUGUUUUCUUUUGUAAGAAAUAAAUUAGAUUUUAACUAAAGGCCACCCUCGUGUAAAUGCUGCCCUUAUAUGAAAAAAGCACAAAAAUCAUGAAGAAUUUAAUGAAUGCCAUGGCAUUUAAACAAAUAAAUAUGGCAAUACUGGUAUAAUGUUUAAAUUUCUGAGAAAUUCUCUUUGUGUUACCAUGCAACAUGAGGUAAAUUCUGUAGCCUGAUGACUGUCAAUAGCGAGCUUGCUCUCUAGCUUACGAUUCAGAAGUUGAUCCAGUAAAAUGCAUAUUCUCCAUGCUGUUCUCUAUAUAUUUCCAAAGAGGCUGACAAGGAGAAUUUGUUUUAAAAAUCAAGAGCAGCAUUUGAUCCAGUAAAAUGUUGUCUUCUGAACUUUGACAAGCUCUACUUGUUCACUGUUGGAAUGGGGGGAGAGGUGGCAGUUUUUUAAUUCAUUAAAUUAAGCGUAAAGAAAAAUUUUUAAGAGCUUGAUUAGCCGCAUUAUGAUGCCAUAUUUUCAGUGGUGAUGCUUAAAAAGACAAUGCUCAAAAUUUUCAGAGUUAUGAUUAUUAAUCCUUUGACUCCCAGAUCAAAUUUUUAAUUCUCCUCACUGUCAACAUACAAUUCUUUUAAUAUUAGUUCAGAGAAUUUAGUAUUGGAUCAACCAAUUAUCCCCAAACUGAUAUUUUUCUUUAUUCUCAUCACCUGUCUGGUUGAUAUUGUAUGGAUAUUGUAAAGAGAAAUUAUGUCUUGGUCACUCUUGGGAGUUAGAGAGUUAAUCUGACGUGAGACAUGACCUGUCUGAAAUGUUGAAAAACUAAUUGCAAUAAAAAAUAAUAGCAUAUGUUUAACUUGCUUGAACUGACCCUUAUUCAGGAGCAAAUCAUCAAGGGAAUUGUCCAGAAAUUCAGUUACCCAAUAACAGUAAUGGAACAUGUCUUCUAAAUGACCAAUGUAGCCAAGUAACAUGUACGUCACCAAAAGAUGAUGAUAACCCGUUUGGACGCAUGGUUUUGGCUGUACGAGUGACCAAAUGUCAGAAUAAAUUGAAGGCUGCUGUUUCUAUUGACUCAAAUGACCAUGUGUGGGCACGUUUGCUUGGAGAUGGUGAUAAAGCAGAACUUCCUUCUCAACCUGGCAUGCCUGGCCCAAAGCCUUACUUGAAGGUUAAUCUUAAGGAAAAUGGUGACAAAGUCCACUUCAAGGUAUACAUUCUAUUGUAGCCAUGUUAAUUAAAAAAAACUACUGUAUUAUGAUGUUUUUGCUAUUAACAAAUAUAUUGCUUGUUUUUAUCAUGUAUAUAACUUAUAUUCUUCUCAUCAUGAGUCAUCCUCUGUGUUAUUGUGUAAUAUCAGUUCUGAUAAUAAUUGUGAACAUCCUUAUUACUAUGAUGUGAAAUAUCACCGUCAAAAAGCAAUCAUCCUUGCAGAUGAGCCGCAGUUUAACCCUUUACCCCCUAACAUCAGUAUCUAUAAUCUCCUUACUAUUCACUAUGCAUUUCCCAAGGUGCUGAGAAAGAGAAUUUGUUCAAUAAUCAAGAGCUUCUUCAGUUGGUGAUCAUCUCGUCUAUUCUCAUGACCCUUAUGUUUGAUUCAAGGGUGAUAUUGUAAGGAGAAAUUAGAUGCUUUAAACACUCUUAGGAAUUAAAGCUGGUUAAGCAAUUGCAGAAAAGAAGCCUGAAAAAUUCAGGCUUUCAUGGGAUUAGAACCCAUGCCUUCCAGGAAUUAGCUGGGUGCUACUAGCAACUGAGCUACCAAGCUAUAUGUUGGAUGUGGGGCACAUUUUAGGAGGGUUCCUUCUUUCCCAUUAUUAAUGUGUCAUAUGAUAUCUAAACAAUGAUUUUUGUUAUUUAGUUACUGAUGCUGAUGGAGUCAGCAAAUUUCAGUGUUACACUUGAAGGAGAAUUACGUGCUCUUGAGUGCACAAUUGGUGAAGGUAGGUGACUGAUAAGAAAGCAGACAGACCUCUUUGUUACUUUUUUUUUAAAGGGUUUUAGACCUGAUUAUAAUGCACAAAAUUCUGUUGAAUAAUCCAUCCAUUUUAAAAAAUAUAUAUUCCCUAAGAGCUCAUUUAAAGAGAUAAUUUUGAAUUCUUAGUAUUGUUCAAAAGGUGAGAUAUUUUCACUUGAUAAAGAAUACUUUGUUCGAACUAAAACUGCCUUUUAAUGAAAUGAAAAAAAAAAAAAAAAAUGAUUGUGUGCUAGUGGAUUUUUCAAUAAAGCUAUGCACAAGACCUGCCUAUAAAAUUGAUGAACUUUUCAAUAACCCAGUUGCUCCCAUAACUGACCAAGACAGAAUUUCUCUUUAUAAUAUCGAUACAAUAUCAAGCUGGUAAGUGAUGAGAAUAAAGAAAAAUGUAAAUUAGGGGAUUAUUAGUUGAUCCAAUACCAAAUUCCCCAAACGAACAUCAUAAGGAUUGUAUCACAUGCAGUAAGGAGAAUUACUAAUGAGAUCAUGGAAGUGAAAGGGUCAAAAGAGCAGCUGAUAUCUUGUAUUCUGUGACCCUUUUUCAGAAGCAAAUCAUGAUGAAAGUUGUCCAGGAAUUCAGUUACCCAAGGAAAGUAAUGGAACAUGUGUGUUAAGUGAAAAAUGCAGUAAGGUGACUUGCACUUCGCCAGAAGAUGAGACUAAACCAUUUGGUAAAGCAGUAUUGACAGUAAAAGUUGAGGAAUGCCAAGGAAAAUUGAAAGCCAUAGUUUCUAUACGCUCUCCUGGUCAAAUGUGGUCGCAUGAGUUUGAAGAUGGUGACAAAGCAGUUAUGCCUACUCCACCUGGGAUGCAAGGCAGCCCAGAACUAAACAUGAUGGUCAGUCUGAAGGAAAAUGGUGACAAAGUCCACUUCAAGGUAUACAUGCUACAAAUGUCUUGUUAAUCAUUUUUUAUUACUGCAUUAGAGUUUGUGUUCUUUUUUUCACAAGCUUUAUAUUCAUAUAUUAUCCUGCAAACAGGUAUUGAGAAAACUCCAACUUAUUAGGUAGAAGUUGCUAUCUUGAUCUAACACUAAAUUCUCAUUACUGAUUUGCAAGGAAAUGUGCAGCAGCUAGAGGGGAGAAUUAACAAUCAAAUCUUGGGAGUUAAAGGGUUAAAGGCUUAACAAACUUUCUGUUUUUAUGGUGACAUUUAAGUGAUGAAAUUCAGUUACCAUGAGCAAAUGAAUCUUUAUCUUGUCCUUAUUUUAGUAGUUGUUAUACAUUUUAUCAUCAUCUUUUCUAUCAUUGGCUUCAAUAUCAUAGUGUUAUUUUGAUAUAAAUAACCAUUGUUAUUACUAUUAUUAUCCUUUAUAAUCAUAACUGAUAUUAUUAAUAGUGGUAAUUGAACUUAGUGGAGUGCAGUUUGGGCUGAAAUCAUACAUGUGAUUUCAAAAUCGAAUGAGCUUGCAGUGCAAGUUUGAUUUGAAAUCACAAGUAUGAUUUCAGACCAAAAUUGCAUGAUACAAGGUUCAAUUACCACUUUAUUACAUCCAUUUUGAAAUUGCCCAAAUACAGGACUUGGUCAGUUCAAUUAUUUUAUUGAUGCAGUACUGAGCUGGUCUGAAAUUAAAUUCAUCCAUUUUUGGGGGGAAAAAGUAAGAGUUUUGGAAACAAAAGUUGCAAAAUUUGUCACAUGAUACUCCUUGUCUUUCAUUUUCCUGCAAUUUGAUCAGUUAGUUUAAACAAGCCUUGAAAUCUGAUUGGUUGUUUUGUUUUUAGUGUAGCCUCCUCAUUGGCUGGGAAAAAGAUGGGAUUUAAAGCCAAAAAAAUGGUGCAAUUUGUGAGUAAAUUGCAUCAAUUAGAGCCAGUCAGAUUACAGGGACCACCAGUGAUUUCAAAAUGGGUGUAAUAAAUAUCAGUAUUUAUUACACUAUUUUGGGGUUUCAUGAUGUUAUUAACAGUUAUAUGUUUUGCAAUUUAGUUAGUGGUGUUGGUGACAAAUUACGAUUUCACACUUCUUGAGGGAGAACUACAUGCUUCCAAGUGCGGUGAGUUAGGUUUUAUGAAGUUGAUUGUUGUUGAAAGUGAAAUAAAUUCAUGGAUUCCCACCAUGGAGGAAUUUAAUUCAUAUAGGCCAAGUUUUCUUUUCCACUUUCCAUGCUUCACCUUUUUGCAAGUGUGCUGUAUAUAAUAUUUUAUUUAGUAAACAUGAUGAGAUCCACUAUCCAUUCAAAGGAUUUUAACAGCAAGACUGAGGGGAAAAAAUGUUGAAACUACAAAAAAGUCUCUGUUUCUAAAUUUACUUGUAUUUAGGUUAUAUAGCUCAAUGCUAGCAUAGUAAGUAGUAGUAUGUGACUGAUUAGCAAGCCAACAGAUUUCUUUCUUAUUAGUUAUUUCCGUUUUACUCCCAUCAGUGACCAGGAGAGAAUUUCUCCUUACAACUGUCAUGCAAUAUCAAGCAGAUAAGUGAGGAGAAUAAAGAAGAGAACUCAGUUAGGGGACUACAAGUUGAUCUAAUGCCAAAUUCUCCAAACUAAUAUCAUAAGAAUUAUGUGGCAGAUAGUAAGGAGAAUUACUGAUGAGAUCUUGGGAGUGAAAGGGUUAAUUUAUGGUUUUUUGACCCAACUGAUGCUAAUAGUUCUGUAGUUCCACAUCUUAUUAUGAGAAAAAACAUGAAAGAUUUUCUUUGUCCCAGGCUUGUGACAAGAUGAAAAAAAGUCUUUCUCCAUCUCAUUCCUAGCUCAACAUCUAUCAUCUUUCUUGGGAAUAUUAACAAGUAGAGCAAUAAAAUUUUUCUGCAGAUGGUGAGGGUGGCUCCAAGCAAACCAAACAAUGCCCAGCUGUUGAGUUUAUUCCAGACAAGCCUGGUGCAGGCAAAUGUUCCUUUAGUCAACAAUGCAGUAAGCUUGAAUGUGUUGCAGAGGGAGAUGGCCAUAAAUUAAUCACUGAUUUUAAAGUGAGCAGAUGUGGUAAAUCUCUUGUUGCAUCAGUCAAAUUACAGCAGCCAGAGGAGGACCUAGACUGGUCUGAGAGGCUGAAAGAUGGUGAAAAAGCUAAAUUGCCUAUUAAAGCCAGUAGUUUUACUGGAGGAUUACCAGUUUCUGAUGCCAAAUUGUUUGUCCAAGUUCAUUUGAAGGGGAUGCAGGACAACAGAGUAAAUUUUACAGUAAGUAUUCCCAGAAAGAUUAGGUUUAAUAUUUGCCUUCUCAACUACAUGCAUCCUACAGAAUAGACAAUUUCUGAAUUCCAAAAGCCUCCCUUUCAAAAUGAGGCCCAGUAUGAGAACCCUCUUGGGACAACAAAUUACAUUUGCAUGAGAAUAAUUUUUUUUUCGCUUCAAAAGCUUUGCACUUAGGUGCCUUUUAAAACAGAAGUUUUCUGUACCCAAAAAAUGGCCUGUUGGAACCACAAAGUCAUGGAAUUUAAGGAAGUCAUAACUUUUGAAACUUGGUAUGUUUAUUUUGUUAGGUCAGGAUGACUGGGCAUCUGACAGCCCUAGGUGAGACUGUGCAGGUGAAUACUGUGCUGAUACAAGGACAGAUAGCUGUAUCAUCUGUUGCGGACUGUGGUGAGUAUCUUGACCACAACUCCUCCCCCUCCUCUCCUCCCAGGGGCAGCAGUCUUUAGUUUAACCUUAAUGGGUAUGUGCUACUAAUCCAAGGGUGGAAAAAGGAUUUUUCAAAUUGGGUGGGGAGGGGGGGGUGCAUUUUGUCACCCCUAGGAUACCUACUUGAUGGUAAUGUUAACAUCCACAGUAUGUUUUACUAAAAGUGACAUUUUUUUGUGGUGUGCUUUGUAUUGACUUUUCAGAAAAUUUUGUUAGGGGGCAUCUUAGAUGGACCCCUUUUAAGUCUAACAGGGUGUGGUUUUUGGGUCUUUAUACCCUAACAUCAGUGUGCAUAUUCCCCAUACCCUUCUUUACACAUUUCCUUAGGUGCUUACAAGUAGAAUUUGUUUAAUAAUCAGGAGCUCUUCUUUAGUUGGUGAUCAUUUCCUUUAUUCUUGUCAUCUUAAUGUGUGGUUCAGGGGUGAAAUUGUAAAGAGAAAGUAUAUGUUGGUCACUCUUUGGAGUCCAAGAGUUAAGACAAUCUUCUCUUCUGAGAAAUUUAUAUUAAUUUAAUAUUUAUCUUGCAGCGAGGAUUUUACUGUUAAAAUGAGCGUGAACUCAACUCAGUUCCAAUUUAAUUAAUUUUUUAUAUCUCUCUUGUUGCUUCAGGUUCGUGGUUUAGUGAACAGUCAACAGCCGUGAAAGUUCUGGUGAUUUUGGUCCCAAUAACCGCAGGGAUUUUGCUGACUCUCACUGUUGUCUUUUGCUGUUGUAAAAGACGUCGUGAUGGCACUCGCCUGUAUGUCAACAUAUUUAAGUCCCGAAAUGAUGACUAUGGAAUGCGACGUUUGUCUAAUGAACUUUGAAUUUUUUUCUAACAACAAAACCAUUAAUUGUCCGUGAAGACAAGUUGUAGAACUUAAAACUAUCCUGUAGUUGUUUCGAGUGCAUUUUUAUUGAGUGUCUCGAAACAAAAAUCCAAGAGAUCACAUUGACCGAGCAGAAAAAAGGUGAAUCUCAUGAGCCAGUGAAAAUAAAAUGUGUUCUGCAGCGCAGAAGAACGCGCCUGACCGAGUCGCGACUGGCUUUAGUUUUGCUUCUGAUUGGUUGAGAAUUUUUUUAACCAAUCAGUGAAAAGUGAAACUGAUGCUAUUAUGAGUUACUUCCGACACUUAUUUGAACUUGUCGAAGCUAGAGCUCCGUUGACUUAAUUACUGAGAAUAAAACAGGUAGCGGUUAUUUAAAUAUUUAUCUCCAUUGUACCGUAAUAUCAUGACUUUGACACCGAGAAAUUUCCCAGGGUUUUUUUUUAAGGAGCCGGC